UCCCCCCCCCCCCCCCCCCCCCCCCCCCCCCCCACUACGGCAGGAUGGCCUCCCCGCGGGAGCUGACCCAGAACCCGCUGAAGAAGAUCUGGAUGCCUUACAGCAACGGGCGGCCCGCCCAGCACGCCUGUCAGCGCGGCGUCUGUAUGACCAAUUGUCCUACGUUGAUCGUUAUGGUGGGUCUUCCGGCUCGUGGCAAAACGUACAUCUCCAAGAAAUUAACACGCUAUUUAAAUUGGAUUGGAGUGCCCACUAAAGAAUUUAAUGUGGGCCAGUAUCGACGAGACUUGGUUAAGACCUAUCGAUCUUUUGAGUUCUUUCUUCCUGACAACGAAGAGGGCUUGAAAAUCAGAAAACAGUGUGCCUUAGCAGCGCUCUGUGAUGUCAGACGGUUUCUCAGCGAGGAAGAUGGACAUGUGGCAGUCUUUGAUGCUACCAAUACCACUAGGGAAAGGAGAGAUACUAUCUUUACAUUUGGAGAGGAGAACGGCUACAAGACAUUUUUUGUUGAGUCAGUUUGCGUCGACCCAGAAGUCAUUGCUGCCAACAUUGUGCAAGUGAAACUUGGCAGUCCUGACUAUGUAAAUUGUGACAAUGAUGAAGCAACUGAAGAUUUCAUGAAGAGGAUAGAGUGCUACGAGAACUCUUAUGAGACUCUGGAUGAAAAUCUAGACAAGGAUCUUUCCUAUAUUAAAAUCAUGGAUGUUGGAAGGAGCUAUCUUGUGAAUCGAGUGAUGGACCAUAUUCAGAGUCGGAUUGUCUACUACCUCAUGAAUAUCCAUGUGACUCCUCGCUCCAUCUACCUCUGCCGUCACGGAGAAAGUGAACUAAAUCUAAAAGGACGGAUAGGCGGGGACACCGGCCUAUCACCAAGAGGGAAAGAGUUUGCAAAGAGCUUGGCCAGGUUCAUCGAUGAGCAGAACAUCAAAGAUCUGAAAGUUUGGACAAGUCAGAUGAAAAGGACAAUUCAAACUGCAGAAGCUUUAGGAGUGCCUUAUGAACAAUGGAAGGUUCUGAAUGAAAUCGAUGCGGGAGUCUGUGAAGAAAUGACAUAUGAAGAAAUUCAGGAACAUUACCCCCUUGAAUUUGCCCUGCGAGAUCAAGAUAAAUACAGAUACAGAUACCCCAAAGGGGAGUCCUAUGAAGAUCUCGUUCAGAGACUGGAGCCAGUGAUAAUGGAAUUGGAAAGGCAAGAGAAUGUCCUAGUGAUCUGCCACCAAGCUGUGAUGCGCUGUCUUCUCGCCUACUUUCUGGACAAGGCUGCAGAACAACUGCCUUAUCUCAAGUGCCCGUUGCAUAAUGUCUUAAAGCUAACCCCUGUGGCUUAUGGUUGUAAGGUAGAAUCUAUAUUCCUGAACGUCGAAGCUGUGAACACGCACAGAGAUAAGCCUGAGAAUGUAGACAUUUCGAGACCUCCAGAAGAAGCCCUUGUAACAGUCCCUGCUCACCAGUGAACCUGUAUCCUCAUCAGCCAUGAAACUUGUGGUGCUGUCUUCAUCUUAGUCCUUAAGCAAAUACCACCAUUUUGGUCCCAUUAAAAUUCAUUCCAAAUUCAACUUAUUGCAACUUGCACGUGAAACUUAGAGCUCUAAAGCAUCAGUCUAAGUGUGUUGACUAAUUCUCUGUGAAAGAUUAGAAGUCAUUGAUGGGCUAGAAUGCCGUUUCCUGUUCUUGUAAGCUUUUUGUAAUCAUUUGGUCUUUCCACUCGAGUUUAGAGUUUAUCAUCCAGUAGCAAGUGUGCCUUUUUUGGAAGUGUUAUACUCUAAAAGCUGUGAAACUUAUUGGGCUUCUUGCGAUAGGCUCAUGUUCUGUGAUUCUCUGAGUGUGAGUGGACUGCUGGAAAGAGCAGAAACCAACCACAACUUGUUCAUUGAUAGGUGUUUCUAUUGAGGUCAUGCCGGCGUUCUGCCUGAGUUCCAAGUUCAGCAUCCUCCACAACUCCCGGAGCAGAGCAAACCCUGGGAGCGACGAGGUCGCUGUCUGUGUUGUUUUGUGUUCAACUGUUGUUCUAGUGAAGCUAAAUUUCUUUUAUGUAUCAUGCUUGUUUUUGAGACAGACCGGCCCCGGUUAGCCAGAUGCUUAGCCCAGCCCUCCGAGAAAAGGUGGAAACUAAAAUCCUGUUCUUUCAAUGCCAGGAAUUAAGAUAGCAAUUUGCGCAAAGUAACCGACUGAUUUGAAAUGGUUAAAUGGGAGCCUCCCCUAGCAUUCUUCCCCAAGGAAGAACUGCUUUAUGUUGCCCUAUAUUAGUGAACCACUUGACCUGUGCAUGGAGGAUAUUGAUUGUGUUGAGUCCUUGCUGAUUGUACACAACACUUCAUGCUUGUGGGUAGCCCAGGGAUGAAUGUGUGAUUGUAACAUCAGUCAGAAAAACAUCUCCCAUCCUAGGGACCCCUCUCAAAAGGAGUUAGUUUACAUUUCCUGGAGGGAACGACCCAGAGAGCAUGCUGUCUUCUAGGCGGUGCCCCAUGAGGUGUUCUGGUUUUGGCCACGCACCUACUUUGUGAAAAGAUCUAGCUGCUCUUUUAAUCCGUGUCCAGUAUGGUGUCUUGCCCGUGGUUGGCAGUCCAGACCGAUUAAAUGGUGGAUUAAACGGCAGUGGGGUUGCACCUUUACAAACAAAUACAGAGAUUUACUCCUUGGAAGCUGAAUUAUGCAAUCAAGGAAGUCCCACCUGGCCUCAGUGAGUGGGUGGAUCCUUGGCCAUGUGUAAAGCUACUCUGAGACAAAAUUCCCAGUUUCAAAAUGACACAGCCACAGUGCUAGAUAAGAAUAAGUAACAGAUAAGAAUAAGUAAUGGUUAGAAAAGUACCACCUGUAGCCACUAUCCCCCAGAUAACAGCACACACCCUCCCAAAGGCUUCGGCCAGGGUUCAGCAUUGACUCGGAGGGAAGGACUGCCUGCCGCUAAAUCACCUUUGCCACCUCCCCCAGCUCCUGGCCUAUCUACCCACUUCCAGUCUAAGCUUGCUGCUCUGUUGCUGGAGCAUUGCCCAAAGGGUUGCCUCAAGGGAUUUUGAAUGCUGAGUUCCCAAGAAAAGCUGGAGUGGGGCAUCUUGGAACUGGGCCAUUCUGCCCUGGGGAGCUGGGCCGGAACCUGACUAUGCAUUUCCCAGUAGAACCUGCCCUGCUUCUGGUCUGUGCAGAGGAGAGGCUGGACCUCACCCUGUCAGGAGUGUGUGGGGACCAGACCACCAUUUUACCACCUGAUCAGGGACCACUUUGCCAAGAUGGGUGGAGAGUAGCCAUGUGGGAGGCCUGCUCAUAUUGCCUGCCUCUGAGUCCGGGCUCGGCCACCCGUGUGUCCGAGUCUGUGAAGCCCUCAGAGUGGCCGGUAAUUCCACACCAACGCUGAACACGUUGGGAUCAGUGAGGUGUGUGGGCUGAAAAGCUGUGAGCACAGAGAGAAGAGAGCAGGGCCUUCUGGGCUCACAACCACUCCUGGUCUUUUAAAGAGACCCUUUUGUUUUGCACUCUGUUGUCUCGGUCUCCUCUGAGCCGAGCAGCUAAAAACAAAGCUGGAACUGUUUCCUCAGUAAUGUACCCUGUUACCCUCACUUUUGUUAAUAAUGCCCUAUAACAGCUGUCGUUGAAGUCCUUGAGGUUCUGUUGUCUGAGAGUUCAUUUCAGCCCAACACCUUUUCCAGCCUUGGUUUGUAGGUGGGUGGAAAAUCCUGCUUGCCUCUGCCUCGUCUAUCCAAAGAGGAAAACAAUUAAAAAAAAAAAAAAACGAAAAAAAGCCCACACUCUUAACAACUGGCUCAGAGACUGUAGUUCUCUGCAGAGCCGGGCCAAGGAUUGAACGGUGAGUGAUUUCAGCUUGAGUUGUUUCUGGAUUGCAUUGUUGGAAGUUUGGUCCCUUACAAUUCGAGCUCUGCUUUUUCCUGUUUGUGUCAGAUGUUCUCCAGACAGAUCCAAUUGGAUCUUCGAGGUGACAGAAGCUCUAAUUUGCACUAUGUAACAGUGGGGGAAAAUGGUUUAUUUGUAUAUAGAGAACUAUAAGAGCUGAUGCUUGAAUUUACUGGGUCAUUUAAACCCCAUUUUGAAGGCCUGAAGGGUUGGAAGAAGAUGCUGAAUUUUCUUCCUUUUAAAUGGCUUUCAGAAUAAAUUUAAGCAGGGGAUAGACCCUUACUCUUUGUAGCAUGUGAUUUUAAAUAUAUAAAAUGCAGUUGCCUUGAUCAAUUUAGAAGAAGAGAAAUACCUUAGGCUAGAUGGAACUGUGCUAUUUGAUCCAAUGCUUGUUUGUGUCAAGUGUCAUGGGAUUGUGGCUUGUGAAGCACUAUCCCUUCCCCCCCCCCCCCCUUUCUCUCUCCCUCUCUCUUUUUGUCUUAGAAGAGUGGGGGCUGACAGCUGCCAGAUUGUAAAGUGGGUGCUUGCUCGUUGCCCCCUCCUGCUGUUUUUUUUGUCCUCUUGGGUUGGACUUACAGCCCCCAAAGUCCAGAGGGGCCCUGAAGGCUGCACCAGGUGGAUACCUUCCCUACUCCAGCUUCUCAGUGAAUUGGAUUGUGCCCCCAUCAUUAACAAAUAGGAACAGGAAGGGUGCGUGUGAGGGAGGGGGCGGAGGCCAGACAGAGGAGUUUGGAGCAGAUUGGGAGCUCAGCUUGGAACAAUAUUGGCCAAGGAAGAAAAGCAAGUACUCUUCCUCCUUUCACAAGUAGUCUUGAAUUGUGCAGAUCCACAGUCAUGCCCCUCAAGACCAGUCAUCAUCAGCAUCCCCAUUGCCCCCAGGACUGGCAAUGCUUGCUGUAAGCCGAGUACUCCUUGGGGGAUAUAGUGGGAGGGAUCUCUGGCCUCGAAGACCUUGCAGUCUAUUUUGAAGACCAGCAGAUAUAAAUUGAGGAGAGUAGAUAGAUAUGCUAAACACAUGGAUAAAUUAAAUGUUGAACCCCCAAGGAACUCUCCUGGGCUACCAAUGCCCUUUUCAAGACUUAGCUGCCCAACAACAUGGGAACAUGGUGAAGGUGGGGGGUAUCCACAGAACUGAGGUGAAACUGAUCCCUGAGUUCAUGUGUUAAGUGUAUUUCUGAGGCGUUUCCCUUGUUUUCCCUGGUCUGCAUGGGCAGGAGGCCCCUUUGGUCAGCAGUAUCUGGGAUGUCGGUGGAGUCUUAAAACUGUUUUUAUUAACCAGGAUGGUGGAAUGGUUCCCACCUCACCCCCCCGCCCCUUGCCCCCCAAAGGGGCAAUACCAAUGAAGAGUUUCUUGUGUUGGGGUCAACACCAUAAAGUGGUAAUUUAAUAUAAUGGGUGCAAAUGGUUGCUUCUCCGUGUGUACAUUUACAUGCUAUGUGUAUUUUAUGAUUCAAUUGCUGUUUGCCUUGGUGUUUUAUAAUUAAAAUAACUGUUUAGAAGCCAGAUGAAGAGAAAAAGAGGUAGAAUGGGAGAGGGGUAAGUGAAGAAAUAGGGGAUUCUGGGAAUAUUUCCACCCAAUUUAUUAGUUUCCACUGGGGAAGCUGAGUUUUUAGGCUGAAUGGGAUAUUCCUGCUAAGGAUCUUUACAUCCACUCCCGGAAAUAAAUGAAAACUCAAACUUUGAUUUUUGCUUUGUAUUUUAGAUUGACAGCUGAUGCUUACGUAGUGAUUUUUUUUAACUAACACUUCAAUGUUUGACAUUUUCAAUAUUUUUCCUCCAACUUACAAUGUAACUGAAGCCACAGAAAGCUCUGUAUCAGCCAUUAAUUGCAAUAAAUGCUUUUUAAAGUUCA
Messenger RNA from Tachyglossus aculeatus (Australian echidna), 5698 nucleotides. RefSeq names its product 6-phosphofructo-2-kinase/fructose-2,6-biphosphatase 4 (gene PFKFB4). Gene Ontology annotation, cellular component: cytosol. Gene Ontology annotation, molecular function: 6-phosphofructo-2-kinase activity; fructose-2,6-bisphosphate 2-phosphatase activity; ATP binding. Bases 45 to 1454 code for a protein of 469 amino acids. The record is from RefSeq and is a predicted model, not a curated record. Gene Ontology annotation, biological process: fructose 2,6-bisphosphate metabolic process; fructose metabolic process. The transcript is spliced from 14 exons. Lineage: Eukaryota; Metazoa; Chordata; Mammalia; Monotremata; Tachyglossidae.